Macrobrachium nipponense is the source of this 1314-nucleotide messenger RNA. RefSeq lists its product as uncharacterized. Lineage: Eukaryota; Metazoa; Arthropoda; Malacostraca; Decapoda; Palaemonidae. The record is from RefSeq and is a predicted model, not a curated record. Bases 1 to 1023 code for a protein of 340 amino acids. The transcript is spliced from 8 exons.
AUGAUUUCCAUGCCAAAAGCUCUGCAGAUGAUGGAUUCUGAGCACCAACUUAAGAAAAGAGGCAACAGAAUUAACCAUCUGAUGCUCAAGGAUCAUGAAGCUAUUCAAAAGCACGACCGUCAGGGCCUUCAUCAGGAGAGCCCUCUCCCACUGCUCGACCUGGCAGGACCACUCAUCAGGGAAACUCGACCGCGCCUCCCAAGUACUCGAUUAAUCUUCGAGAUCAAAAGAUUCAGCGAAAUAUCUCAUGUUCCGCCAAAAUGUGAAAUUCUCCCUCUUGAUAGGACUGACGAGAUUCGAGGCUACAUUGCAGUUUACUUAAAGCGUCAGUUUCUUACAGCUUCGAACAUCCCGGGUCCUAAUGGCCUUUACACAAAGGUGUUCCGCAAGACUUACAACUUGGGGACUUCGAGUGAGCUCUACACUUACACCUCAGACUUGUCGACCAAAGGAAUCGACGAUGACAUUGAAAGUGUCCAUCAAACUGGCAUGUGGAUUUAUUACGAAAAUAAAGAUUACAACAAGGAAUUCCAAGGAAAGAUUCAUUAUGUGCACGGCAUAGAAUAUUCAACGGACUUUCCCACUAGGUUCAGAAAUAUGGCAUCUUCAGUCCGCUUCACCGGCCACAGGGUCGUCCUGAACGCCGACACCUGGAACAUCUACGAAGGGCAGUACUUCACCGGAAGGGAGCUUUUCGGGACGAACGACACGGCCACCUUGGGAGAGCUUGACCUUCAAGUUUCUUCGAUUGCGGUCACGGGUACAAGCGGUUGGACUGUGCACACAGGCCAAUCGUUCACGGGCCAAGGAGUCUGCGUUUAUCCUGCCACAUUUCAUGACCGGUCGCCUUCGGGAGAGCAACUUGACGUCGGUAUUUAUGGAAUCGUAACUACUCUUGGACUACCUGAAGACAGCAUCCGCUCCAUACGAAAGGGAUGUUGGUCAAGCAAGGUUGCGACUCCUUCAGACCUCAGCUACCAACACAAAGACUCCAAUGGUGGGUGGGGAUACGUUGGACUCUGAAAUGGAGACACAGGCUCCAAGACAACGGUUGAUUUGCAAGUUUAGAUUUGCAUGUUAUGAGCUACUGAUUUGGGAAUUAAAAUUAUAUUUGGGUUUUGAGGAAAGUAUUGAUUUCAAAAUUACCGACCACAUGGCCCAACAAACUUAGAAGAAAAAUUUGUUUGCUAUCCUUUAAUAUUCUGGCGGUUUUUGACCAAUUCCUUAUCUAUGGAUAUGAAAGUUCCCAAUCUUCCACUAAUAUUCCUUCAGGAUAUCUGAAGGCCAACUCUUUCACCUCUUUGUAACAAGAAG